CAUCAAAUUGGAAAAAAAAAAAAAGAAAUCACAAUAUUUCAAGAAAAAGCGUUUUUUGUUUUCCAUCCCCUCCUCCCCCCUUUUUCUGCAACUCAGUCGCUCUGUUUGUCUGCUCUCCUCUCCGUUUCGAAGAAGAUCACACGCUUAUUCCUAUUCAAUGCAUCCACUUUUAUCCUAACCUUGCAUGUAAGAAAAAGAAGAAAGAAAAAAAAUAUCCAACUACCAUAUAGGCAUAUACGGCUAAUUCCAUUUUAGCGCAUCUUUGAUCUCUCUCCGCGCCCCGUGUUUAAACGCUGCCGUUUCUUCUCGUUUCCCAGCUAUUCUUUCCACUUUGAAAAAAAAAAGAAGCUACUAAUACUACUUUUUUUCUCGCUGCGUGUUCAUUUGACUCGUUGAUCUGCCACGACUUGACUCGGCCCCCGCUUCUUCACCGUCUUCUGCGUCGAAUCGAACGGCUUCACUGAAACACUGCCGUUUUAGGCGACGAUCUCGGUUUCGGGAUAAUCAUGAGUAAAGCGCCGCUUCUCCUAAUCGAACCCAAGGAACUCAAAUUUAUAUUUGAGUUGAAGAAGCAAAGUUCAUGCUCGGUUCAAUUGACCAAUAAUACCAACCACUAUGUAGCGUUCAAGAUCAAGACGACGUCCCCUAAGAAAUAUUCAGUGCGUCCAAAUGUUGGAGUUCUCGCGCCGAAAGCUACUUGUGAAUUCAUAGUUACAAUGCAACCCCAAAGGGAAGCACCUGAAGAUAUGGUGUGCAAGGACAAGUUCUUAAUCCAGAGUACAAAGGUUCCUGCCGAAACAAUCAGUGAAGAUGUUACUUCCCGCUUGUUUGUUAAAGAUGGAAGUAAAUAUAUAGAAGAAAAUAAGCUGAAGGUGACCCUAAUCUGCCCACCCAAUUCACCAGAUCUCUCUCCUAUUAAUGGAGAUUUCAAGAAUGGGCUUGACCAUGAAAAAGUUCAGAUAUAUAGUAAAGAUGAAAUCCAAUCCCCAGAGACCAUGGUCAGAGGACGCUUCACUAAUGUUCUUAAAAAUCCAGACAUGGUUCAUGAGGUAUUAGAACUAGAAGAGGAUAUGGAGUUGAGGCCAGAGUAUUAUGUGGGACACACCAUGAAACAUGUAGGGGAGCCAAAAGAAGAAGCAAGGUUGAAAGUGUCAAAAAAUAAGGAGUUGAAUAUGGUCAAGGAUUUAGAAGAAUUGAAGCCACAAAAAAAGUUAGAGGUUGAAGUGCCAAAAGAUCUGGAUUUGAACAAAAUAAAGAAUGCAGAGGAGUUGAAACCAGAGAAAGCAGCAGAGGAGUUGAAACCAGAGAAAGCAGCAGAGUUGAAAGUGUCAAAACUUCUGGUUUUGAACAAAGUAAAGAAUGUAGAGGAGCUGAAACCAGAGAAGGCAGCAGAGUUGAAUGUGUCAAAAGUUCUGGAUUUGAACCUCGUAAAUAAUGUAAAGGAACUGAAGCCAGAAACAGAAACAGAGUUAAAAAUGUCAAAAGAUCUGGAGUUGAAAACAGUAAAGAAUGCUGAGGAAUUGAAGCCAGAAAAAGAAACAGAGUUAAAAAUCUCAAAAGAUAUGAAGUUGGAAACAUUUAAAAAUGUUGAGGAACUGAAGCCAGAAAAUGAAAUAGAGUUAAAAAUAACAAAAGAUAGGGAGUUUAGAACAGUAAAGAAUGUUGAGGAACUGAAGCCAGGAAAAGAAGCUGAGUUGAGAGUUUCAGAGAGUAUAGAGCAGCUGAAAUUAUUGAAAGCUAUCGAAGAGAUGAAAUUAAAGCUAGAUGGACUUGAGUCAAAACUAAAUGAGUCUGGAGUAACAAUAUCAAAGUUAACAGAGGAGAGGAGGCUCAGCAACCAAGAGACAAAAAUCUUGCAAGAAAAAUUAGCAGAUCUUAUUAAUAAAGGUCCAAGAAAAGUUCAAGUCGGCUUCCCACUUCUAUAUGUCUGUAUGGUGGCACUUAUCUGUGUCUUCUUGGGAUACCGUUUACACUCUUGAUACCUGGACAAUCAAUCGUCUACAGGAAGCUACUGACAUUUUGAAUUUCCCCGAAUUUGUUAAUAGCGGAAGUUUAGGCAUAAAUCCCCUUUAUAUCUAUGAAUGUAAUAGUAGGGGAUCUGUAUACUUGACGGUCUGUGAUAUUCGAUUUAAUCUGUCUAGUCCAUAUUCAUGUACGUUCCUGGUUUGUAUAUGCAAAAAUUACCCAGGUGCACAAGUACAAAUAAUGAGAUAUAUAGCCCAGGUAGAUGACCUUUUGUGGAUAGUAGAAAACUGAGUGUUGUGUACACAUACUUUAGACUGUUCUUCACUUCUUUAUGAUUUAUAUUCCCUCGACGUUGAUCA
Messenger RNA from Glycine soja, 2324 nucleotides. RefSeq names its product vesicle-associated protein 2-2-like. The transcript is spliced from 9 exons. Bases 507 to 1979 code for a protein of 490 amino acids. Gene Ontology annotation, cellular component: endoplasmic reticulum membrane; plasma membrane. NCBI's taxonomy places the organism in Eukaryota, Viridiplantae, Streptophyta, Magnoliopsida, Fabales, Fabaceae. The record is from RefSeq and is a predicted model, not a curated record. Gene Ontology annotation, biological process: endoplasmic reticulum membrane organization.